AUGGACGCGUUGCAGCGAUCCCUGGAGAAGCGAGAUGACUGGGCCGAGCGCUGCCGCUCUCUGAAGAGACUGCAAGGUUUAGUGAUGGGCAGCUCGCAGCUGGAGGGUUUCGUGCUGGCUUUGCUGCGAUUGCGGGAGCUGCUCUUGGCGCAGGUCACGGACCUCCGCUCAGCGCUGGUCCGCGAGGCCUGCGUGGCCCUGCGGCUGCUUGCCGAGGCGUUUGGCAGCGAGAUCGAGGUGCUGGCUGCAGCUGCUCUUCCUGUUCUUCUGCGCAGCACGUCCGUAACAAUCCUGGUCAUUGCAGAAAGCUGCUUCCGCUGUGCUUGCGCCAUCGUCGGAGCCUGUCAGGCCCCACGAGUUGUCCAGGCACUUCUGGAGCCUAUGAGUGCACGCAGCGGUGUGCAGCGUCAUCGCGGGCUGCAGGUGCUCCUGCUGGCUCUGCAGAGCCACCCGACGGAGCGGCUUGAGCGUCUGGCCGAACCGCUGCAGAAGGCCAUCCGUGAUGGCCUUGAAGAUGCUCGUGAAGAGGUCCGUGGCUCGGCCCGACAGUGCUUCUGGGCCUUCACGCAGAAGUUCGAGGAGCGGGGCCUGCGAUUCCUGGCCCUUCUGGAUCCAGCAAGGCAGCGCCAGCUCAAGGCAGAGGCCCCGACAGGCGAAGGCGAGAACUGUGAGUCCGGGCACAUGCGCAGAAUUCGCAGCUAA
This is a messenger RNA of Symbiodinium necroappetens, 702 nucleotides long. Lineage: Eukaryota; Dinophyceae; Suessiales; Symbiodiniaceae. The record is from the annotation of a GenBank genome assembly.